AUGACCCCCCGCAACCCCACCCUCUCCCCCCCCCUUCACCCACACCGCUCCCGCCCCCACACUCCUAACCCAAGGCGCCGAAGCCCUCCUCUACCGCACCCAUUUCCUCCUCCCCUCCCACCCCUGCGCUCUCAAACACCGCCCUUCGAAACCCUACCGCCACCCCGUUCUCGACAAACGCCUGACAAAACACCGGAUACUGAGCGAAGCGCGCACACUUGUGAAGUGCCGACGGGAGGGCGGAGUGGGGGGUGGAUGAUGAUGGAGUGGGUUGAGGGGAGCACGGUUAAGGAGGUGGUUGUUGAGGCUGGGAAGAGGAUCAAGGAGCGGGGAGGGGGUGGGGUGUGGGAAGAGGGGUUGAGGGCGCUGAUGGGGAAGAUUGGGAGGGCGCUGGGGAGGAUGCAUGAGGUUGGGGUUGUGCAUGGGGAUUUGACUACGAGUAACAUGAUGCUCCGACCUGCCCCGAUGUCUUUACAGCAUGUCACGACCUUUACGAAUGGAGCCGGAGGAGACGGAGAUGAUGCGAAGAGCGCUGGAGAGAGUCUAGAGGGGGAGAUCGUGCUGAUUGAUUUCGGGCUCGCGGCACAGAGUUUGCAGGAUGAAGAUAAGGCCGUGGAUCUAUAUGUGCUGGAGAGGGCGUUUGGGAGCACGCAUCCCGAGGCGGAGGAGGGGUUUCAGGAGGUGCUGAGGGUUUAUGGGGAGAGUUAUAAGGGGGCGAAGGUUGUGCUGAAGAGGUUGGAGGACGUGAGGCUGAGGGGGAGGAAGAGGAGUAUGCUUGGGUGA
Letharia columbiana is the source of this 783-nucleotide messenger RNA. RefSeq lists its product as uncharacterized. NCBI's taxonomy places the organism in Eukaryota, Fungi, Ascomycota, Lecanoromycetes, Lecanorales, Parmeliaceae. Gene Ontology annotation, biological process: protein phosphorylation. Gene Ontology annotation, cellular component: EKC/KEOPS complex; nucleus; cytosol. Gene Ontology annotation, molecular function: protein serine/threonine kinase activity; ATP binding. The transcript has 2 exons. Bases 1 to 783 code for a protein of 260 amino acids. The record is from RefSeq and is a predicted model, not a curated record.